AUGGCCCUACACGUGUCCCCCCUCCUCACAGGUUGCAUGCUAGCAUUUGAUGCUCUCGUCAGAGACACCCCAGUAAAGGGAACUCUGCUAAAUUCUGUCUCUAUCAGGGAAGCAUUUUUUCUCCUUUUACUGAGCAUUGAAGCAGUAGACUUGAUCUUAGGGUUUUUGAAGGAACAGUCCUGCAAGAUAUCUCUCGAGCCAACUUAUUGUGACUGUUUAGGGACUAUUGAGUUUGUUCAGAUGGGGGGUCAGGAAAAUACCAUGGGGUUUCAACACGGAAAUGAGAGCAUUCUGACUUGUCCAUCUUCAGGUCUCAGUGGUGCCAAUGUUAAUGUUUCAGAAAUGGCUAUUAGUUCUGUGUCGAUGGCCAAGGCUUCAGAUGUAGCUAACCCUUUUCUUGCUUCUUCUGCUUGGGAUCCACUUGUUUCCUUAAGUCAGGCUCAAACUUUUGGAGGCUCCUCAUUGGUUUCUCAUACCGAGUUUGCCAAUGCCAACCCUUCUUACCCUCUUGUUCUGGAAAACCAAGGAAUAAGCAACACUUCCCACCUAGUUCAAUACAUGUCCGACUCAAAUCUUGGGGGCAUGGUCCCCAAGGUACACUCCUAUGCAAGUGGGGGCUUCUCAGAAAUGGUUGGUGCUGGCUGCUUUGGCCAACAUGGGUCUGGUGAUGUGGCUAACUCACGGUAUCCACCACAUUAUAAUCCGAUCAAGGAGGCUCAGAUUAAUGGUGAACAAUCUCAGGUUGAGGACUCAAUUCCUGAAGAGGAAGCACCAGGAUCUGCUCCUAGUGGGAAUAGAAGAAAGAGAGGUCUUGAUCAUAAUUCUUCCUUCAGCCCAAAUAAGAAUGCUGAGAGUGAAAUUGUGAAAGAUUCUCCGGGGAGGGCCUGUGAUGGUCCAAAAGAACAUGAAAAGAAGCCAAAAGUUGAGCAGAAAAAUAGUGCAGAUUUGCGUGGCAAGCAAUCAGUGAAGCAAGCUAAAGACAAUAGUUCUCAAAGUGGAGAAGCUCCCAAAGAAAACUUCAUUCACGUGAGAGCAAGAAGAGGACAAGCCACUAAUAGUCAUAGCCUUGCAGAAAGAGUGAGAAGAGAAAAGAUUAGUGAGCGAAUGAGGCUGCUUCAAGAACUUGUGCCAGGUUGCAACAAGAUAACUGGCAAAGCUGUAAUGCUGGAUGAGAUAAUAAACUACGUGCAAUCACUUCAACAACAGGUUGAGUUUUUGUCCAUGAAACUUGCCACAGUGAACCCAGAACUGAACUUUGAUGUAGACAGGAUCCUAUCCAAGGAUAUUCUUCAAUCACGCAUAGGACAUGGAAUUAGUUCAUAUGGUCCAGGUAUCAAUUCCUCUCACACAUUCCCCAGUGGAAAUUUCCAUGGAACAUUGGCUGGCAUGCCUAGUACAUCAUCACAAUUUCCCCCUUUGCCCCAGAAUGUUUUGGACCAUGAGUUCCAAAGCUUCUAUGGAAUUGGAUACGAUUCUAAUACAGCACUUGACAACUUGGGACCCAAUGGGCGGUUGAAAACAGAGUUAUAG
Molecule: messenger RNA, 1530 nt
Organism: Sphenostylis stenocarpa
Lineage: Eukaryota; Viridiplantae; Streptophyta; Magnoliopsida; Fabales; Fabaceae
Source: the annotation of a GenBank genome assembly